This is a messenger RNA of Hemicordylus capensis (graceful crag lizard), 5534 nucleotides long. RefSeq names its product solute carrier family 29 member 4 (gene SLC29A4). NCBI's taxonomy places the organism in Eukaryota, Metazoa, Chordata, Lepidosauria, Squamata, Cordylidae. The transcript is spliced from 12 exons. The coding region runs from base 1163 to 2749 and encodes 528 amino acids. The record is from RefSeq and is a predicted model, not a curated record. Gene Ontology annotation, molecular function: monoamine transmembrane transporter activity; nucleoside transmembrane transporter activity. Gene Ontology annotation, biological process: nucleoside transmembrane transport. Gene Ontology annotation, cellular component: plasma membrane.
GAAAGAAAGAAAGAAAGAAAGAAAAGGCAGGCAUGGUCACUGGGGCGCCCUGAUCCAAAGACCAUGCCAUCAUAGCCUGAGACCCAGUUGGUUGCCCGCAGCGGCCAGAGGGCUGGCAGAUGGAGAGCGGCUAGCGACGAGAAGGAAGGCGCAGGAGGGGGGACAGGGAGGGAAAGAGGCGAGCGGAGCGGGGCUGUCCUUCGGCCACACGGCUCGCGCGGCGCGCACCCCGCGUCCCCACGCGCGCACACUCACACACGCACCCCGCGCCCCCGCCGCCGGGUCUCGUUCCCCGCCUCCAGCCCUGCUUCUCCUCCCGCCGCCAGGAGCCGAGAUCGGAGUUUGCAUGGAGCAGCCGCCGCCGGAGGUGCCAUGGGAGGAGGAGGCGGUCGCCCCGGGCAAGCGGAGUCUGGCCGGCUGAAGGAGGAGGAGCAGGAGCCCCCCCGGCAACGGCGCUGAGGACCUCCGGGCGGGCGCUGCUGGGCUCUGACCGGCAGCCAGCCCAGGCACAGAGAAAUGAUCUACAACCAGCCCCAGAUCACUGAGGACUGCCGGUCGACAGAAUCGUCUCCCAGCAGCAUUGGCAGUUGGCAGCAUAGACAAGCCAAAAGAAAGGCAUGGCACAUGGAAGGGCAGCUCUGCGAUCCAUGGCAAGGAUUCUUGGGUUGCUUGCCCACACCUCUGGGAAACUUCCCAAAGAGGGGGCUGAGUGGUGAUCUACAGUUCCGCAGCCUGCGUCCGUGACAAAGAGUUCCCACCACUUGAUCACCACAAAUGCAUUUCAAGUUCAGAGUGAAAACAAGCAGACUCACUACAAGCAAAGAUUAUAUAAAUUGGCUCUGAAAUUGGCUCUAACGUAACUUCAGAGACACAGCGAAGAAUCAAAUUGGCCUGCCACACAGGAUGAGAAGAAUCUUCCUGGGCUGUGCUGAGAUGAGCUGGUCCAGCAGCAAGAUAAACAGUGUGCAACACAGUCACACAUGUUUACUUGUAUUAAUUUAAUUCACAGUACCUGUCCCCACCCCCUUGUUUCCAUUACGGUAGAGCAAACUAGAACAGUUUUUAAUAUCACAGCUGAGUUGGGAGGAAGCGUAACUGAACCACACUUCCUGGUUCAAUUUUCCAAGAUGUGACCUAGAGCCAAAUCAUCAGGUCAACAGCCAUGGGUUCUGUAGGGGGCGACCACUUCAAGGAUGUCAGCCCUGUGGUUACUCCUGAAGGGAACGUGGUAAUGAGCUUCAGCUUUGACAGCUACCAGCUGGAAGAAGAAGAGCUCCAAGCUAAAGGGUGUCAAGCCAAGGGAGUCCUCACCUUCAUGGAGCCAGCCUGUGAAGAGCCUGAGCCUCAAGAUCGCUACCAUGGGAUUUACUUUGCCAUGCUGCUAGCAGGCGUUGGCUUCCUUCUGCCCUACAACAGCUUUAUAACAGAUGUCGACUACCUGCAUCGCAAAUACCCAGGGACCUCUAUCGUGUUUGAUAUGAGCCUUACCUACAUCCUGGUGGCCUUGGUGGCUGUCAUCCUCAACAACGCCUUGGUGGAGAUGCUGAGCCUCCAUACCAGGAUCGCUGUGGGGUACCUGUUUGCGUUGGGUCCCCUUCUUUUUGUUAGCAUCUGCGAUGUCUGGUUGGAGCUUUUCAGCCGGCAGCAAGCCUACGCCAUCAACCUCAUUGCAGUGGGUGUCGUGGCCUUUGGUUGCACAGUGCAGCAAUCCAGUUUCUACGGCUACACCGGGAUGUUGCCAAAGCGCUACACCCAGGGGGUGAUGACCGGGGAGAGUACCGCCGGAGUGAUCAUCUCUCUGAGCCGCAUCUUCACCAAACUCCUCUUGUCAGACGAGAAGGAGAACACCAUCAUCUUCUUCUUCAUCUCCAUCAGCCUGGAGCUCACCUGUUUUAUCCUCCACCUGUUGGUGAAGCGGACACACUUUGUGAAAUACUACACCGCUCGUUCCCGGGAUGCGGCAUCCGAGUUCAAAGGAGCCAUGGACCGCGGGACGGGAUACAGGGUUCACCACGACGUCACUGCGGAAGACAUCCGAUUCGAAAAUCGCCCUCAUGAGCAAGAAGGCUCCCCUCCAGAUGUCUUUGGGCAGGAAGGCGAGCUGGCUGGGAGCGGCACCUACAUGAGAUUUGACGUCCCUCGGACAAAAAUCAAAAGGAGUUGGCCCAGCUUCAGAGAUAUGAUGCUCCAUCGCUAUAUUGUCUCCAGGGUGAUCUGGGCUUACAUGCUGUCCAUCGCGGUGACUUACUUCAUCACACUGUGCCUCUUUCCCGGACUGGAGUCAGAAAUCCGGAACUGCACUCUCGGGGAGUGGCUCCCCAUUCUUAUCAUGGCGAUCUUCAACCUCUCAGACUUUGUGGGCAAGAUCCUCGCUGCCUUGCCUUACGACUGGAGAGGGACCCACCUGCUCAUCUACUCUUGCCUGCGCGUGGUCUUCAUCCCUCUGUUCAUCAUGUGUGUGUAUCCCAACGGGAAGCCCGCCUUUGGCCACCCUGCCUGGCCCUGCAUCUUCUCCCUCCUCAUGGGGAUCACCAACGGCUACUUUGGCAGCGUCCCCAUGAUUCUCGCGGCUGGCAAAGUGAGCCCAGAGCAGCGGGAGCUGGCCGGCAACACCAUGACGGUGUCCUACAUGACAGGACUGACACUGGGUUCUGCUGUGGCCUAUUUUGCCUACAGCCUCACCAGCAUGUCCCACAGCACUUGCAUCCGCACCGAAACCUACAACAGCUCUUCCACCGAAGGGUACUGAACGGGGCCGCCCCAAAUGCUGCGUCCGGUCAGUGGGCAGCAGGCAAGCUGCAUCAGGGGAAGGGGAUUCUGAGCAUCCGCUGACCUGCAGGCUUAGCCUGAAAUGUGUUGGUGCCUGAGGUGGGGAAAUCCAAACGUCACUCUCCCAUCUGCAUACCAGUUUAGCACUGGGCGCAAUCCACAAGGAAGGCCUCCUGUUGAAAGGAAUGGGUGGAGCAUGGCAGGGACUUCCCCGUGGAUUCUGUGUGCCCCAUGGGCUGGAUCUGAGGGUUCCCCACGUUGCCAUCCCGAAUGGCACUCGGAUCCAUCACCUGAGACGGCCACCUAGCCUUCCUUUCCAUAAGGGGCUGCCUUUGGUGUCCUGCAUCAUGUUUUUUGGUGCUUGCAUCAUCAACAGUAGAAAAAGAAAUUAAAAACUCCCCUUCCUAUGAAUUCUCCUUCUGCCCUCUGAUAAUCAGAAGGAACUGCCACAAAACUUAAGCAUCCCGGGCAACUUGGCUUUUCGGUCUGGAGCUGUGCAUGUUGUUUCCAAAGGGGAGGGAGAGCUGGCCUUGAAGUAGCAAGCAUGAGUUGUUCCAUUUCCUAAGCAGAGUCUGCCUUGGUCUGCAUUUGGAUGGAGACUACAUGUGAGCACUGUCAGAUAUUCCCCUGAGGGGAUGGGGCCAAAGUUCAGUGGCAGAGCAUCUGCUUCGCAUGCUGAAGGUCCCGGGUGCACUCCCUGGCAGCAUCUCCGGGCAGGGCUGGGAGAGACCCCUAAGCCUGAAACCUUGGAGGGCCGCUGCCGGUCAGUGUAGACAAUCCUGAGCUGGAUGGACCAAGGGUCUGAUUUGGUCGGAGGCAGCGUCAUGCGUUCUUAAGGCUUCAGAAGGAAAAAUGACUGGCCCAGAAACGUUCCUGAAAGCUGAGGUGGUUUGGGCCGUGGAUUGUAAGGGGCAGAGACUGAAAGGUCUUGCUCAACCCAAGGUGUUCUUACCAGCCUGGUUUCAAGUUUCACCUCCUCCAAAAGUUGUCAGAUGCAAAAGAAAAGGCAUACUUUGUUUCCUGACGGGAGUGGGGGCCGUAUAGUGCAGUUUCCCCCAGCCUCUAGUGCAACAGCCUGCUUCCCACUUCAGAUAGCAGCUGGUAGGAUUUUUAAAUGGAAAUGUUCCCCUUUAAAACAAAAUUCCCUGCACAUGGGAAAACUAGUGGAAAGUUUCUAACCUAGCCUUCUCCCUGCCAAGCUAGUGUUCUAGCUGCAGAGCAGUCAUGGAGCAUUCAAGCAGGCGAUCCCCUCCAUAUUCACAGAUACUCCCUGCCAGUCUGAAGUGGUACAGUCCAAGAAAAACUGUACCAUGUGAGUCAGAGACACACACCGAUGGGCACUUGCUUGCUCUCGGGAUGGCAGAAGCAAGUGGCUUCCAUACUGCCAUACAUGGCUUUCAUGGGAGUCCGUGUCAAAGAAUUUUAGAGACCUUUACUUCAAAACAUGAAAGGCCGGGUGCCUCAGUUAAGACAAAUAUUGGUGAUUCUUUCCCCUUCUCCUCUUUUGCUGCUGUUUCCUCCAGCACCUGAUUGUGAGGGUAGUGAGUGUGUUAUGUCCUGAAAAUAGCCUAUAUUCCACCAAGGACACAGCUGGUUUUACUCAGAGACAAGGACAAGGCCUCUUUAGUCCUGGUUGCAUGUACUUUCAGUUGAGCUGUCUCUACCAGCGUCACCUCAGUGUAAACAAAAUUAGCUUGCCUCAAGCAGAGAACGUGUGAAAUGUCGCUCGCCUCAAACUGGGACCAACAGUUUGCUUUGUAGAUGUGCCAUUUGCGUCAGCUGCCCCAGCUCCAAAUAAAGAUAUGCUCGUCUCUAAAGAGGCAGCUGGAUGCAUUGUUUUGGUGCAGGUGGCCUAUUUUGAGUUCACUAGCUGCUACUAGUGAUAUGUUUUCCAAACCCCAGCCAAGAAUGGCCAGAUGCAGUGUUCAGAAUCAUUGGCAUGGUGAGUCACGUUGUGCCUCCAAGAAGCAGACCCUCCUCAUAUCUUUGGCUACCAUAUUUUGGUAUGCAGGCCCCCUGGUUGCCGCCCAGUGGCUGCAAAACAACAGGGUGAAUGUGAUUUGAAGUAGCCAAGUGGUGGACAGAGGGAGGGGUGCUUAACUCCCACCACCACCACCAACCACUUUGCCCCUUUACACACACACACACACACACACACACACACACACACACACACACACACACACACCAGCAACAUUCCCCCCAUCUGAGGCAAACACCUGGGGAGUGAUAGGCAGCGAAAAAGCAGCCGCCAGGAAGAUUACGGACCUCUUUCCUGAUGGACCCUUCCUCUGCGACUUUGCAAGCCAGGUUCCCAGUGCCACACUUGCUGCCAACACCUGUGUGUUCUCGUUCUCUCUCUCUCUCUCUUGCGCGCACACACACACACUUGAAUCCCAUGGCCAGUGUGCCCAUCUGUGUCCUACCAGUGCCUGCAAGGUGCCCCCGGUUCUGGUUCUGCCACUACUACUACAUUAGCAUGGUGCGUAGUCAUCGCACGCACCCCUCAACGCCAUUGCUGAUCACCUCUCCCGCCCACUCGGUGUCUGCAUGCCUGCCUCUGUCUCUGAAGCUGAACCAUCUUCGCUCCCCACUGCACCCCAGAGCCACUGGCUGCAGGCCAAGCUAAGAGGAAGAAGUCUCUGAGGAGAGGGCAGGGACUUCGCCUCCCCCAGCUCUCUGUGGUUGACACUUUUCUCUUUGUGUGUGUGUGUGUGUGUGUGGUUGCUGAUGAAUAAAAACUGUUGGUUUUCUUUCCCCCCUAA